AACCACAUGACUCUGUCUCUCCAGUAAUAGUGCUUGCAAAAAAAAGGAGUUUUAAAGCUUUUGCUUUUUUGGAUUGUGUGAAUGCUUCAUUCGCCUCACAAACAACCACAGAACCACAAGUGCGGUGCAAACUUUCUCCAGGAGGACAGCAAGAAGUCUCUGGUUUUUAAAUGGUUAAUCUCCGCAGGUCACUACCAGCCACCGAGACCAACAGAGUCAUUUAAGGCUGCAAGCAGAAUUUACAACAGAGGGUACAAGUUCUAUCUGAAAAAAAAAGGAGGGACUAUGGCAUCAAACAGCCUCUUCAGCACAGUGACACCAUGUCAGCAAAACUUCUUUUGGGAUCCGAGCACCAGCCGGCGCUUCAGCCCCCCCUCCAGCAGCCUGCAGCCCGGCAAGAUGAGCGACGUGAGCCCGGUGGUGGCUGCGCAACAGCAGCAGCAGCAGCAGCAGCAGCAACAGCAGCAGCAGCAGCAGCAACAGCAGCAGGAGGCGGCGGCGGCGGCAGCGGCGGCGGCGGCGGCGGCGGCAGCGGCGGCCGCUGUGCCCCGGUUGCGGCCGCCGCACGACAACCGCACCAUGGUGGAGAUCAUCGCUGACCACCCGGCCGAACUCGUCCGCACCGACAGCCCCAACUUCCUGUGCUCCGUGCUGCCCUCGCACUGGCGCUGCAACAAGACCCUGCCCGUGGCCUUCAAGGUGGUAGCCCUCGGAGAGGUACCAGAUGGGACUGUGGUUACUGUCAUGGCGGGUAACGAUGAAAAUUAUUCUGCUGAGCUCCGAAAUGCCUCUGCUGUUAUGAAAAACCAAGUAGCAAGGUUCAACGAUCUGAGAUUUGUGGGCCGGAGUGGACGAGGCAAGAGUUUCACCUUGACCAUAACUGUCUUCACAAAUCCUCCCCAAGUAGCCACCUAUCACCGAGCUAUUAAAGUCACAGUGGAUGGACCCCGGGAACCCAGAAGGCACAGACAGAAGCUUGAUGACUCUAAACCUAGUUUGUUCUCUGACCGCCUCAGUGAUUUAGGGCGCAUUCCUCAUCCCAGUAUGAGAGUAGGUGUCCCGCCUCAGAACCCACGGCCCUCCCUGAACUCUGCACCAAGUCCUUUUAAUCCACAAGGACAGAGUCAGAUUACAGACCCCAGGCAGGCACAGUCUUCUCCGCCGUGGUCCUAUGACCAGUCUUACCCCUCCUACCUGAGCCAGAUGACACCCCCGUCCAUCCACUCUACCACCCCGCUGUCCUCCACCCGCGGCACCGGGCUCCCUGCCAUCACCGACGUGCCCAGGCGCAUCUCAGAUGAUGACACUGCCACCUCUGACUUCUGCCUCUGGCCUUCCACUCUCAGUAAGAAGAGCCAGGCAGGUGCUUCAGAACUGGGCCCUUUUUCAGACCCCAGGCAGUUCCCAAGCAUUUCAUCCCUCACUGAGAGCCGCUUCUCCAAUCCACGAAUGCACUAUCCAGCCACCUUUACUUACACCCCGCCAGUCACCUCAGGCAUGUCCCUCGGUAUGUCCGCCACCACCCACUACCACACCUACCUGCCACCACCCUACCCCGGCUCUUCCCAAAGCCAGAGCGGACCCUUCCAGACCAGCAGCACACCAUAUCUCUACUAUGGCACUUCGUCAGGAUCCUAUCAGUUCCCCAUGGUGCCCGGGGGAGACCGGUCUCCUUCCAGAAUGCUACCGCCAUGCACCACCACCUCGAAUGGCAGCACGCUAUUAAACCCCAAUUUGCCUAACCAGAAUGAUGGCGUUGACGCUGACGGAAGCCACAGCAGUUCCCCAACCGUUCUGAAUUCUAGUGGCAGAAUGGAUGAAUCUGUUUGGCGACCCUAUUGAAAUUUCCUCAGCAGUGGCCCAGCGGUCUCUGGGAGCCACGUCCCAAACGUGUCGACAUAUACAUAUAUAGAGAGAGUGCUUAUAUAUGUAUAUCAACUAGCUAUCUACAAAGUGCCUAUUUUUUAGAAGUUUUUUUGUUUUGUUUUGUUUUGUUUUUUUGCAUUCACUCACUCUGUCACCAUCUUGUGACCCUCAGAGGGUAGAUAUUGAGAAGCAAAAGGCCCAAGAGAGACAAUCCUAAUCAGGCUUCAGAUCGUUUUCUCUCUAAAAUGUACUUUUACGAACAAACCAAGGAGAGAGGUGUUUUCGCUGCCGUUGUCGCUUGUUCGGUCUGUUAUCCUAAGUAACCUGUCGGUGCGCCAGUUCAGAGUGGUGGACUCCAGGUCCAGGAGGAAGAGGAGCCCAGCGCUCCCUCCUUGUGCUCUGAAACCACCCGCGCUCAUGGCGGCCGGUGGCCGCGGUGCGUGGACACGUGCCCUCCGCAGACCCGCUUCCAAAGCCAGCCGAGGUGCACGUGAAGGGAAGAGGGGCAGGACGGGGGCUCCCACGCCCCUGCCAUCCCUCCGCAGCAGCUGUUCCAAACUUCCCCUUCCCCCUUCUCUGCAAGUAUUCAUUUGAACUGUUUGGUUCAGUUGGUUUUUAAUUUUUCCCCCCCUCCUUUAAGAAAGUGACUUCAAAAAUACUGACCAGGAUAGAUUAUUUUAUUUUACUUUUUUAUACUUUUUCCCCCCUCUUCCCAUUUAACCAAAAAAGAAAUCCCAUCCCAAAACCACACCCCAACACCCCAACUCUGCCCCUGCUUCUUUUAUGCAAAACUGAAAAUGGCAAUGCCUUAUUAUAGCCAUAAUGGUAUAGAUAGUGUUUGUGUUUGGCUGUGUGUUAUUUGUCUUCUUUUUUUUUUAAAUUAUGAAUAUGUGUAAAAUCUGAGGUAACUUGCUAACGUGAAUAGUCAUAUAACUUUAAAGAUAUAUUUAUAAUUAUUUAAUGACAUUUGGACCCUUGAAACAUUUCUUAGUGUAUUGAGAUGUUGACUUCGGUCUCUAAAAGUGCUCUUUAUUAAAUAACAAAUUUCUUCAGUGGGCUAGAGCCAUAUCUGAAAUAUUGCUAAGCAAUUUCAGUUCAUCCAGGCACAAUGUGAUGUUUUAAAAAUACUUCCAUCUCCAAAUAUUUUAGAUGUAGCUUGUUUUUGUGAUGUAUGAAGGAAAUGUUUUGUUCUUAGUUCUUUCAGAUCUUUCAUUGCCUCUAACACAGCUUUGCCUUUUAAAAAGCAAUAAUUCGAGAUUAAAAAAAAAAAAAACUCUCAGUCCUUUAUCACUUACGUUGCCCUUCAUCAGCAUGAAAUGCUGGAGCGAUGUGGUUUCCUAAUUUCUUUGAAAUAAUGAUGACUCUUGUCGUGUUAAGACAGACAAGCACAAGAGAAUCACUGAACUGCAGAAAAAUGUUCUGUGGUUUCAUAGUUAAAGCAAAACUCUCAAUUGCCAGGCCUCACAGUGAAGACACGAUCAGCUUAAAGCCACACGUGUGGCCCAAGGAUCCCUCGUGAUACACGCAGUACAGGAAAGCAAAACUGCCCCCACCCGCCUUACCAGUUAAGACAGGGGAACCCAAAUCUGCCUUUGCCUAGGCCCCACUGGCGGCUCUCCACCGAAUUUGCAUUUCAAGGAGCAGAAUUAAGUCACUGCCUCCCAGGAGCGGGGUCAGCAGCAGGCAGCUGAUCUAAGAGCACACAGGCGGUGGAAACCAGGUCCAGCUUCUGACAUUCGCAUUUCUCACGAUGGAGGGCGAAGGGCAGGCCCGGCCGGUGGAGUCUGGCGUCGACUACUGUGUGUGAAGCCCUCCUGUCGGAUGCACUUUGACCACUCCUGGCGGCCACGUGGCACAUCCUCAGGCCCAGCCAGGACCACUCCACGACACCACCGGGCAAAUCCUCACCCUCCUCCCCCGCAGGCCAGGGCCCCGGCAUUUGAAUUCUAUGUCCCACCCUAAGCAGAACCUUCUAGGGAUUUGCUUCCAGCCCCCAGAGGUCCCUGGCUCCCCGGUCAUCCUCCAGGCCACUUCAUAGGCCGCCAAGCAUCUCCGGCCGGCUUUGCGGGACGUUGGACCUGUCCUCGCCUGGGAAAGCACCCUGACUCCUCCUAAUAAAAAUCGAGGGGAAAACCAAAGCAAACCAAAACACUUUGCCUUCUAAAGGUUGUAUACCAAGUAUGCUUCGAUAAAUAAGCCACUUUUUUAUUAAGAUGGAAGUAGUAAUUGAUACUAUUUAUUGUUUGUGUGUGGUAGCUUGAAGCACGCCACUGCCCAUUUGUUUGUAAGUGUAAAAUAUGUGUGUUUCUUUCAGCAGCACUUAAAAAAGCCAGUGUCUGGUUACACAUUUCAAUCUUAAUUAAUUGACAUAAAAAUGUUACCGCCAGUGCCAGCUGUACCCUAUUUAAUUAAAAAAAGGUACUAUAUCUGUACUUUAUUUUUAAUGUUAAAAGGGCUUUUUUAAGUUUACAGGACACAUACAAAGUGACUUAAGGGAUGCUUUCGUGUUGAAAUGUUAUUAUAGUGGCUGCAGGCAGCAACCCAGAAACACUUUAAAAGUUUUUUUUUUUCCUUGGGAAAAAUUCAAGCACUUCUUCCUUCUGCCCUCACUCCAACCACUCCAAUGGGGUAAUUUACAUUUCUUAGAUCAAAUUCUGCCCUUUUUCAGCCUGGGGGUUAAUUUUUUUCUUUUAUCUUAUUUUUUUUUUUUUUUAAACCGAACCUUUAAUUUGCACUGGGUCACAAUGUAUGAUUUGUGAUUUCAAGACCAAAGCAAAGCCUUACUGCUACUCUGGAACUAGCCAACACUCCACUUCCUUCAGGUUCAAAUGGCAUGGUUCUUGGUGUAGCACAAAUGUCGCUGGAGUUUACAGCAUGACCAGUACAGCCACUCUUCCCACCUGGCUUUAGCCUCUGUCAGAGUUCUGGAACCGGUACCACAGCUUUGGGUUUUUUUGUUUUUUUUUUUUCCUGAAAUGACGUCCAGCCUGGAACUGGGAGACUCAGCAGAUCAGCUGUGGUUUGCUCUUCAGACCAGUUCUCCCCACCAGGGCCUUUUAAAAGUGAGCAGAGAAAUCCACACUGUCAGGGACCAUCCAGUGCAAAUUCCGAGGGGAGGAGACAUGUGCGUGUGUGUUGGCUUAUGGAGUUCCCUGCAUUCCCAGGAAAGGGACUGACUCAGAGUCUAGGUUAAUACAUGGAAACACAGAGCAUGAGCGAAACCAAUCAUUCUGUCUGUGAAUUCGAAAGAACAAUCAUAAAUAAAAUCAAUAAAAGACGACACUUCCAAACUUUGAAUUUGUUAUUCUUAAAAAGAUAACGCGUUUAAAAAAAUACUUUCUCUGUGAGGAUUUUUUUUUAGAUGUUUGUUUACUUCAUGUUUACAAAUAACUGUUUGCUUUUUCAUGCAGUACUUUGAAAUAUAUCAGCCAAAACCAUAACUUACAGUAAUUUCUUAGGUAUUCUGAAUAAAAUUCCAAUUUUUUUGGAUAUGCUUUACCAUUCUUAGAUUUCUGUGGAACAAAAAUAUUUGUAGCAUUGUGUGUAAAUACAAGCUUUUCAUUUUUAUUUUUAUUUUUCCAUUUGCUGUUGCCCAAGAUUUGCUUCCCAUGCACAUAUUGUACAAAUUCUGCUUUGUGCCACAGGUCAUGAUUGUGGAUGAGUUUACUCGUAACUUCAAAGGGACUAUUUGUAUUGUAUGUUGCAACUGUAAAUUGAAUUAUUUGGCAUUUUUUUCUCAUGAUUGUAAUAUUAAUUUGAAGUUUGACUUUAAUUUUCAAUAAAAUGGCUUUUUUUUU
Messenger RNA from Camelus dromedarius (Arabian camel), 5663 nucleotides. It is a transcript of the gene RUNX2, whose product is annotated as RUNX family transcription factor 2. The transcript is spliced from 9 exons. Bases 82 to 1842 code for a protein of 586 amino acids. Gene Ontology annotation, cellular component: nucleus. Gene Ontology annotation, biological process: ossification; chondrocyte differentiation; hemopoiesis. Gene Ontology annotation, molecular function: DNA-binding transcription factor activity, RNA polymerase II-specific; ATP binding; RNA polymerase II cis-regulatory region sequence-specific DNA binding. NCBI's taxonomy places the organism in Eukaryota, Metazoa, Chordata, Mammalia, Artiodactyla, Camelidae. The record is from RefSeq and is a predicted model, not a curated record.